AUGAGCAACGACACCAAAGUCCAACGCUGGCAGACCCGCCAAGACGGGCUCGACAAGCUCUUUCUCGCCACGGCGUCCUUGCCGCACCCCGGACCCGGCGAGGUGCUCGUCAAGAUCAGCGCCGUGUCUCUCAACUACCGAGACACCGAGGUGGCCAUGGGCCUCUACAACCACCACAAGACAAUCAACCCGGCUGAGACGGAGCCCCUGGUCCCGGCCUCCGACAUGUGCGGCGUCGUCUUGUCUGUGGGUGAUGGGGCUGAGAGGUGGAAGGUUGGCGAUCGCGUCGUGUCGAUUUUCAAUCAGACGCACAUUCGGGGCCAGAUCAAAGCGGUGGAUAUGAAGAGUGGUCUCGGGUUCCCGUUGGAAGGCGUCUUGCAAACCUACCGUGUCUUCUCUGCUGAGGGCCUGGUGAGGGCCCCCAAGCACCUUAGCGACGAGGAGGCUGCGACCCUCCCCAUUGCUGCUGUCACGGCUUGGAUGUCGAUCAACCAAUUCCGGCCCCUUGGUGAACCUGGUGGGCAGGGUGAGGUUGUGGUGUGUCAGGGGACUGGUGGUGUGGCUAUUUCGGGAUUGCAAAUCGCCAAGGCUGCUGGAGCCACCGUCAUCAUAACGUCUUCCUCAGACGCGAAACUGGAAAAAGCAAAGGCACUCGGGGCGGACUACACGAUCAAUUAUCGCACCACGCCCAACUGGGACGACAAGGUCAACGAGUUCACCAACGGCGAGGGCGCCAAUCUCAUCCUCGAGACUGGCGGGGCCAAGACACUGCGACAGUCUUUUGAGGCGAUCGGUUUUGGUGGGCAGAUUGCAUGCAUUGGGUAUCUCUCUGGCAAGGUCGACGAUGCGGAGGACCGUACGAACGUCAACCUACUCGCUCUGAAGAAGACAGUGACGCUCAAGGGUCUCAUCAACGGCCCGAGGGAGAGAUUCGAGGAGAUGAUUGACUUUUACGAGGACAAGGGCAUCAUGCCCGUUGUCGACCGGGUAUUCCAGUUCAAGGAGGCGGAUGAGGCCUACAAAUACCUCUUUAGCGGAGGACAUUUUGGCAAGGUUGUCGUCAAGGUCCAGGCAUGA
Molecule: messenger RNA, 1077 nt
Organism: Colletotrichum orchidophilum
Lineage: Eukaryota; Fungi; Ascomycota; Sordariomycetes; Glomerellales; Glomerellaceae
Product: zinc-binding dehydrogenase
Exons: 2
Coding region: 1-1077 (358 amino acids)
Molecular function (GO): oxidoreductase activity
Source: RefSeq, a predicted model, not a curated record